This is a messenger RNA of Aphanomyces astaci, 1883 nucleotides long. RefSeq lists its product as hypothetical. The record is from RefSeq and is a predicted model, not a curated record. Bases 18 to 1508 code for a protein of 496 amino acids. Gene Ontology annotation, molecular function: protein binding. Gene Ontology annotation, cellular component: cytoplasm. NCBI's taxonomy places the organism in Eukaryota, Oomycota, Saprolegniomycetes, Saprolegniales, Verrucalvaceae. The transcript is spliced from 6 exons.
CGACGGCGAUAAACUCCAUGUCCACAAGGCAAACCAUCAUGCAGCGAGGCAAGAUCCGUCAGCAGCACAAGGCGAUUGGCGAUGUGGCCGAGAAACCCAAGAUCAAGAAGCUGACCAAGGAGAAGGUGGCUGACGAACACAAUAGCGCCACAGAUCACUUGGAUCUGGCGCACCGCGGCAUCGAGACGAUCGAAACCAACGCGUUCGACGCGGCCACAGCGCUCAAGCGGCUAGACCUCAGCGCCAACAAGCUGACGCGCAUUGCAUUCACCCACAACAUGUCUCUGACCCAGCUCAAGAUCACGUCCAAUGUGCUUGUGGACGCUGGCAUCGUGGACUUGUCGUUCUGCAAGCAGCUGGUCACGCUGGACCUAAGCGACAACAAGCUCGCUCGGUUGCCUGGUGCAAGUCUGCGACACUGCACGGGGUUGCGCGCACUGGUGCUCACGAAAAAUGCGAUGACGUCGCUGGAGUGGGUGCCUAGCCUGCCUGGGCUCACGUCGUUGAUCGUUAGCCACAACCGUAUCACUGAGAUCUCGGCCAAGAGCAUCGGCAAGCUCAAAGGCUUGACCAAACUGCAACUCUCGCACAACAAGUUGACCGAGUUGCCAGAUUUGACUGCUUUGGAGCAACUCACGGAACUGCGCGCGUCCAACAACCAGCUCACGGCGUUGCCAGCUUCAAUCAACCACAACGUCAACUUGAAGAUUGUGGACGUAUGCCACAACCAUAUUGACACAUUUGACGGACUGGACCAGUGGACGUCACUUGCCCAGCUAAAGCAGCUGAAUCUGCGGGGAAACCCUAUUUGUGGCCAAAGUUCCACUCUUCCGAUGGAACUAGUCGAGUCUGCGAAAGAAAAAGAAGACGCUAGCGCCACAGUGUCACAGGUGGACUUGGCUGAGCGUAAAGCGUUGGACAAGAAGAAUAAAUUGUACAAUUUCAAGAUGAAGCGAUUGUUUCCGGCGCUGAUUGUGCGCGAUGGCCAGCGCAUCCAAGACAAGCGUACUCACGGAUAUGUGGCCCCGCCGCCGGAACCCAAAGCGCCCAAGCCUGUGAAAAAGGACGCGACGGCAUCUGCCGCAGCUGAGACGACGGACGGGCAGAAGACGAAGAAGAAGAGGCGAAAGGAGUCCAAGGAUGAGGCUGUGGAGGACGAGGGACGUCGCCAUGCAGGGGAAACACUCGACGAUGUUAAGAAGGCUGUGAAGAAAGCCAAGAAGGACAAGAAGCGGGCCGCGCAAGACGAGACUGCAACGGACAUCAUCCCGACAGCCAAACGCUCCAAGAAGGAUCGUGAGGCUGCUGAAAGCAAGGGAUCGAAGGAUGGCAAGGAGUCUGUGGUGGCGGCGAAGGAGCUAGCUACGACGACACCCAAAGACAUGAAACACGGCAAGAAGUCGGAAGGUGUCGAGGGGAAUGGUGAACAUGGGGAGAAGCCCGCCAAGAAGGAGAAGGGAAGGAAAAAGAAGGAGAAAUACGUACGUUCGUUCGUAUCCGUCGGAUGAUGUUGACGGGGAUGUGUAGGCCAAGGACAGCGGCGUGCUGAGUGUGGUGCACGUGAAGAAGUCAGCCAAGUCGGCGGCUGUCAGCUCCACGGCGACCGCUCCCGUGGACUUCACGCAGCUCGACACAAGCGGCGGCGUCGGGAUGGGGGGCGAGUCCAGCUGGGACUAACGUAGCUCCAUUGCAGCACCACGAGGAGCUUUCACAUGGACAGUUUUCAAGUUUGGAAUUGGACCCGUGGCAAUUUAUACUUGUCGCCGAUAUAUAUAGCAAAACCUUCAGUCUCUCCCAAAACCAAUUGUAUCAGUAUACAGAAACAAAGAUCAUCGUGCAAAUUAUUUUGAAAACCUCCGAAAACGAAUGUAAUUAAACAGCGA